UACUUUUGUCCUAUAGUAUAAUUAAACUGAAACAUAUACCCGAUACCAUUCGUGUUCUAUAUGGUGAUGUAGUGUUUAGUGUUUGUCUAAAAAGUACAAUCAAAAAAGUUUAUUUUCGAAUUGGAUUUUUAGAUUAUGUCAUCUGGAAGGCGGCCGAGAAAGCCGGACCGCGACCGGUAUUACCGGGAAGGUUACGAAGAUCAAUCAAACGGGGGAAGUAACGUUUACCCCCGGAGUUACGCCCCUUGGCAGUGGGGAUACUGGACAGCGGACAAUAUGGCAUACAAUGGCUAUGGGGACUCGUACUAUUCAAUACAAGAUGAUCGGGGACGGGGCCGACGUGGUCACUUUGCAGGAAACAUGUAUGAUAACGCUGGGUACCACGGCUACAAGCAUAGUGCCGGUGGAGGCAGUUAUAAACUUAAACCACCGUCCAGCUCCGAUGGCUUUUCGGAGUAUCCCGGAGAAAGCAUGCGCGAUAAGGGCACGCGACGCUGCUGCGUCGUCAUGGCUGUCGUUGGAUUGGUGUUUCUUGUAGGCGCCGGGUUGGCUAUUGGAAUCUAUUUCGGAAUUGUUGACAAGCCCGAAUCCUUACCACCAGAUGCAACAACAACGACGGCGGCGCCGGUACCAGUGCUAUCUGUCGAUAUGACAUUAACAAUAGACCAGCCAUUCAACACAGAUCUCAAUGAUCCAUCAACCGAUGUCUACAAAUCGCUAAAGACGCAAGUCGAAAACGAGAUUGACACAAACAUGAGAAAUGGGCCUCAAGGUUCUAGCUAUAUUAGUAACGAGGUUCAGGGCUUCAGUGAGGGCAGUAUUAUUCCUUACGUGGCCUUGUUCUUCAGGAACACCAUUUACAGUGUAGGCGACGAGGUGUUCAUUAUAUCGCCAGAAAACGUGAAAUCAGAACUAGAAGCUCAGUUAGUCACCAGCAACUCGCAAUUGUUUGUUAGAAAUUCCAUAGCGGCUAGAAAUAGUUCAGCUCGUGGCAAGUUGGGUCUCGGUGAAUCAUGUUCCAUCCCCAGUGACUGUUCAGUAGCAGACGCAUUAUGUACAGGUUCCCCAAGUGUGUGUCAAUGUGUUUCUGGGUAUUUUGAUAGCAACGGUGCAAUACAGAAAGGUGUCUGCUUGAGAAAGAAGGCAUACGGAGAAAACUGUUCUAUCAAGACAAACUGUGAAACAAUUGACUCUAUCUGUGAUGGAACUCCUCAAGUUUGUACAUGUGCUGACGGGAUUUACCACAAUGCGAGUGAUGAUGCUUGUCGCCGAAAACUACAACAAGGGGAAGCUGGUUGUGUUGAUGCUGCUUUACAAUGCCUGGUCUCCAGUGCCGUGUGUGUCAGCGGGAAAUGUGAUUGUGAAACAGGGUACCAACUGAAGAAUAACACCUGCAAAAAAUUGAUAGACAUUGACCAAUCGGGCUGUGUAACAGAUACUGACUGUCUCACCCCGAAUGCCGUGUGUGCGUUGAGCGACUGUAAAUGUGUGUCUGGUGACUACUAUGCAACUACAACCAAAACCUGUGAAAAUAAGAAAAUAAAUGGUCAGGCUUGCGAUGACGUGAGUCAGUGUAAAUCUCCAGGCGCUCUCUGUGAUACAACAUGCAAGUGUUCUAACGACAAAUACCUGAAAGGAAAUACCGGCUGUGUGCCAAAGGUUCCUUAUGGCGGUGUAUGUUCAGAAGCGACCAACUGUCUGUAUGAAAAUUCAGGAUGUAUUCUUACACUGUGUCAAUGUCCCUCGACCACAUAUAGAAAUGACGCUGACAAAUCUUGCAAACCAAAAAUUGAAUAUGGGCAAGCAUGCACUUCUGCUGACCAGUGCGCUACCACUGAUGUGGAAUGUCCGGAAGCUUCCAAAACUUGUGUAUGUGCAGCGACAAAGUAUCUGGAUGGUGACAAAUGCAGCGACAAGAAGGAAAAUGGUGUGAGCUGUAAUAUAGCAGAAGAAUGUAAACUUAACAAUGCAGAAUGUGCCGGAGUAUGUGGUUGUCCUGCUGGAACAUACGCAUUUGGAGAUUCCUGCUUACAACAGGUAGCAGUAGGGGACGCGUGUGUUGGGAGACCAGGGGAAUGUUCUACCAUAGAUGCUGAAUGUGAUGGAACACCCAAGACGUGCAACUGUCCCGACAACAUGUUCCUAAAUGGAGACAGAUGUAGUGAAAAAACAGGAGCUGGGGAAGCCUGCGAAAAUGAUGUUGAAUGCUCAUACAGCAAUUCUGUCUGCCUUUCAAAAUUAUGUUCUUGUGCGGCAGACAGAUUUGUCAACAAUGAUGACAAGUCAUGUGAUCUGAAAAUAGAACAAGGUGGAACAUGUACAGCAUCUAAUCAGUGUAAAAAGAAGAAUGCCGAAUGUAACACAGCUAAAAAAUGUGCCUGUCCUGCCUCAAGAUAUGAGGAGGGAGAGGAAUGCAAAGACAAAAUACCAUAUGGCGGGCCAUGCAGUACCUCUAGUGUGUGUCUGACUACUGAUGUAGAGUGUUCUGGGUCCACUUGCAUGUGUGGAGCAGGUUUCUAUCACGACACAAAUAUGGAUGCAUGCUUCGCCAAGAAGGACAAUGGAAUCACAUGCAAUAACGCAGAAGAAUGUAAACUUGACGGUGCAGAAUGUGUCGGAUCAUGUGGUUGUCCUGCUGGAACAUAUCCAAACGGAGCUUCCUGCUCACCACAGAUUGCCUAUGGGGAGGAAUGUACUGGGAACUCAACAGCUGAAUGCUUCACACCUAAUGCUGAAUGUGACGGAACACCCAAGACGUGCAGAUGUCCGGCCACAAAGUACCUGAACAUUAAUAAAUGUAGUGAUAAAACGGGUGAUGGGGAAGCUUGUUCCACUGAUGAAGGAUGCUCUUGGCCAUAUGCUAUUUGUCUCUCUGACCAAUGUACUUGUCCCUUGGACAGAUUUUCCAAUGACGCAACCAAGACCUGCGAUCCAAAAAUAGAACAAGGUGGAGACUGUACAGACUCUAAACAUUGUAAAACAAAGGAUGCUGAGUGUAACACAGCUAGCAAAUGUGCCUGUCCGGCCUCCACAUAUGAGGAUGGAGAGGAAUGCAAAAAUAGAAAGCCAUAUAAUGGUCAGUGUAUCACAGCCAGCCACUGUGAGACAAGAGACGCAGGUUGUAUAGGGUCCAUGUGCAAGUGUGACAAAGGAUUCUAUCAUGACACAGGAAAUGACUGGUGCAUGGCCAUUAAAGGUUUUGGUGAAGAUUGUACGUCUGCUAUGCAAUGUCCAACUGAUGCUGAGUGUAAUGGCGGGAAAUGUGCUUGCCUGAGUGACAAAUUUGAGGAUGGUGACAAGUGUACAAACAAGAAGAAGAAUAAGGAAGCAUGUGACAAUGCCGGUCAGUGCCUGUUAGGAUUCGCUGAAUGUGUUGACAUCUGCCGAUGUCCAGCUGACAGAUUUGAAUACGAAACAAUGUGUGAACCAAAGGUUGGAAAUGGGAAGACCUGUACGGGUAAAUCUCCUGACGAGUGUUUGAUUACCGAUGCAGAAUGUGACACUACAUGUGAGUGCCCAGAAUCCAAGUUCUUGAAUGGUGACAAAUGCACUGACAAAACGGGAGAUGGACAAAAGUGUAUACAGGAUAUAGAAUGUGGGUAUAACUUGGCUGUAUGUGUGUCAGGAUUUUGUGCCUGCGGGCCAGACAGAUACGUGAAUAACACUAAAGAAUCAUGUGAGCUUAAGGUUGGUCUGAAUGAGAAAUGUGAAACAGCUGACAUGUGUAAACCUGACAAUGCAGAGUGUAACAGCGAAAAUAAAUGUGCUUGUCCCACCAAAACAUACCAAGAAGGGGAGGUCUGCAAAGACAGUAAAGCCUAUGGUGUGGAAUGUGAUAAUGUAUCUCAGUGUGCUACAGGCUCGUCCAUAUGUACUGGUAUACCCAAAAAAUGUACAUGCAAUAUGGGAUUCUACCAUGAUGUAGACAGUGACUCCUGCAUGGCUGUUGGAGGUUUCGGUGAUAUGUGCGAUUCAUCUGACCAGUGUGCAAUGGGUGUCGAGUGUAUUGGUAAAAAAUGUGCCUGUCCUACUGGAUUCUAUGAGGAUGGUGCCAAAUGCAGUGAAAAAAAAGACAGCCAAGUGGUGUGUGAUAGCCCUGUAGAGUGUAAAAUAAAUGGGUCUGUGUGUAAUACUGUAUGCCAGUGCCCGACUGGUACUUAUGAAAAUGGACUGAACUGUGACAAACAGGUUGCCUAUGAGGUUGCAUGUAGUGUGACAGCAGCUUGUUUGACCAAGUUUUCUGAAUGUAGCUCUGCCACAAGAACCUGCCUCUGUCCUAGCACCAAGUUCCAUGACACAGAUGCAGACAUUUGCCGUGACAAGACUGGAAAUGGAGAAGCAUGUAAGGAGAGUACUGAAUGCUCAUUUAAGGAUGCAGUGUGUGUCUCUGAAAAUUGUGUGUGUCCUGAAGGCAAAUUUGGGAAUACUACACAGGAGUCUUGUGAUCUCAAGAAGGAAAAUGGAGAAGACUGUACACAGGCUGAUCAGUGUGCGACUAAAAAUGCAGUAUGUAGUGCGGACAGCAAAUGUGGCUGUCUUGAAACAGCAUUUGAAGAAGAGGGCGAGUGCAAAGACAAAAAACCAAAUGGUGGUGACUGCAAGACAGUGGAAGGAUGUUCUGUGAAAAAUACACAGUGUAUUUCUGGUGUGUGCAACUGUGCAGACACUGACUACCAGAUGGGAGAUGAAUGUUUUGCCAAAAAAGUCAAUGGAAUGGCAUGUGGUAGUAACAUUGAAUGUCUGUAUGAGGGAGCUGUCUGUGAUGAGAACUGUACUUGCCCUACCAUGUACCGACUGAUGGAAACUACAUGCAUGCAGAUGAUACCAUAUAAGAGUGAAUGCAGUGAUGUACAGCUGUGUACAACAACAGAUGCAGUAUGUACCGGAAGUCAGACUGAUAUUUGUACAUGCGAGAUGGGAGAUUACUACGAUGUUGACACAGAUUCCUGCAUGAUUAUGCUGGAGCAGGGAGACCAGGGCUGUGAGGAUGCAGAGCUCCAGUGUAAGACGGCCGAGGCUGUUUGUGUAGAUGGUGCGUGUGGCUGUGCACAAGCCGCAUACUACAAGGAUGGAAUGUGUCAUCCAGGCCUGGAUAAUGGAGAGACUUGUGUAUCAACUAAUCAGUGUAAAAUCACCGGAGCAUUCUGUGAUGCUGUUUGUAAAUGUGAAAGUGACAAAUACGACAAUGGUACUUCGUGUAAUCCAAAGGUUGCUUACAAUAUGCCUUGUACCCAGGAUUCAAUGUGUAUCACAUCAAAUGGAAAAUGUCUCAUUGACACAUGUGGCUGUAGAGAUAAUUAUUUCCAUGAGCCAUCAGAAGACGAAUGUCUUAUCAAGAAACCCUACAAUACUAUGUGUAAUGUUGCCAGCGACUGUAUAACCGGGAAUGCCGAUUGUAUCGAUAACUCGUGUCUCUGUCCUACCAGCAAAUAUCUGGCAGCAGCCAGCUGUGAAGAUAAGAAAGCCAAUGGAGAUAUAUGUGGGUCAACAGAAGAAUGUGGCGUAGUAGGUUCAAUAUGUGACAUAAUAGAGUGUCGUUGUCCUGAUGAUACAUACUAUGAUGUCUCUUGUAAACCAAAGGUUGGACUGAACGAGCCCUGUAGCAAUGCUAGUCAUUGUCUGUUUACGAAUGCUGAAUGUCAUGUAGACAAAUGUGCAUGUCCUCACAGAUAUUAUCCGUCUGGAACAUCAUGUCUCCCAGUGAUUGCCUUUGGUUCUCCAUGUAACGCCAAUGAGGAAUGUGGAACAAGCACCUGCUUCAACAACCUUUGUGGUUGCUUAGCAACACACUACUAUGAAGCGUCUACUGAAACGUGCCUAACAAAGGUGGAAUAUGCUGGAGAUUGCAAUGAAACUGGACAAUGUGACACAAAAAAUGCAGAAUGUUCCAUACAAAGUUGUUUAUGCCCUGAAGACAGAUUUUUUGACAACAAUGCUUGCCUCAUAAAAUUAGGUGAUGGAGAAAACUGCACAACAGAUGGUCAGUGCUCAUAUUCCGGUUCCGUAUGUGUGUCUGGCUCCUGUACGUGCCCUAAUGGAACGUUUGUGGAUAAUUUCGAUCAGAACUGUGAUCAAUUGAAAGGGCCUGGAGAACAAUGUAAUGGACCUGAUGAAUGUGCUGAGGGUGGUUUAAUUUGUGAUGGGACUUGUCGGUGCCCUCCAGACAACUACCUGUCUGGAACAACAUGCGUGUACAAAAAGUUGAAUGGUGCCCAGUGUGACAACGGAACUGAGUGUUUAGUACCAGAGUCAGACUGCAUAAACAAGACAUGUCAGUGCCCAGCUACCAAGUACCUCAACAGCGAUGUGUGUGUUGACAGACUGGGUUUUGGAAGUGACUGUACUGAGAACGGAGACUGCAUGGAGAUGCUCGUGUGCAGCACAGAACUCAUGUGCAGCUGCCAAGAUGGUUAUAUGUAUGAUGAAGAUAGUUCAAAUUGCACCAUGGUAAUUACUACAACAGCUAUGCCAACAACAAUGGCUCCAGAUGAGGAAAUCAUCGUUGAAGCUGAAACUGAACUGGUAUCAGAUGAGACAUACGAUAUCGCACUGGCAGACAAUACAAGUGAAAUUUAUCUGCAGAAAAAGGCAGAAACAGAGGCAGCUAUGAUGCAACAGUUUGCAAACAAUUCAGCUGUUCAAACUGUGGAAGUUAUAGGAUUUGAGGAAGGAUCUGUGAAAGUGAUUUUAAAAGUUUCAUUCUUCAAAGUUGAACUUUCUGUUAGUAUUGAAGUGGACAAUACAGAACAACUAGAAGAAGCUCAAGCUCUUGUUGUUAAAAGUAUGGAUGUAAUUAUUAAAACUGCAUUGCCUGAGGUAGCUAAAGACUUGGAGCAGAAAGGAGUGUUUCAAGGAGUUAAAGUACCGGAUGUUCCCAUUGUUGUAAAGCAGGACCCAUGUAUUGAUGAAAAGCUAUGUGUUGAACGGGCAGAAAAGGAUAUCUGUGGACCAAUUCUGAAAGAGCUCCAGGCAGCUACUAGCAAUAAAGACAGAUGCAGUGCCUACUUGGAUCUGUUGUCGUGUGUUGCGUUACAGUAUGAGCUGGCUGAUACGAAGUGUAAAUGGAACAGACUGCGUACCAAUUUUGAAGACUCUGCUCUAAAAGCAUUAAAUCUUAACAAAACUGAGCUGAAAGCUUGUGUGCGAGGCAACUUCUUUAACUUCGUCCCUAUUGACAACGCAGUUAUUAUAGCUAAUCCAUGUGGUGAUCUCAACGUAAUGAAGAUGGUGGCAAGAUAUCAGUGUGCUACGUUGUAUUCUUUCAUCUCCCUUGCCAGAGGAAGAACAGACAUAUGCAGAUUUGUAUUACAAAUGGAAGUCUGCGUUAGAAAUAUCCUGAUCCAACACUUCGGGCCGUUAUACCUGUCUUGUGAAACUGACGCCAACACUGAUGUCAGCCUCACCUCGCUGAUUGACCAUGAAGAUGAAAUCUUUGAAAGUCGACAAGUCAGUCUGGAAAAAUGUGAAUUCUGCCUAGCACCAAAUGUUUUUGAAGUAUUUACAAGCAAAUGUGGAAUGACCAUGGAAUAUAUGAAAUGGGUUUCUGAAGAGGAAGCUUGCAGGAUGUUACACAUGGAGAUGCAGUGUAUAGAGGCUCAUCUCAAGAUGUGGGAUGAGAAUCAUGUGUGUACAAUGGAUGAUAUAAAGAAAAUGUUCAAAAAUGAUGAACGAUUCCUGAACUUCGGCAAGAAACACUUAUCGUGGCUGGACAAAGACAGCUGGAAUCAGUGUUUAGGGACUGAAAUGGUCAAAAUAGGCCCGCCUGAACCGGAAAGUGUAUGUUACAACCAAAACUACAUUAACUACGUACUUCACUACUAUGGCUGUUUAAAAAUUGGCGAGGGAGAAGAAUUGAGUUGCAAUCCGUACUACAGAGCUACAGAGUGUGUACGGAGAAUAAUGAAGAAAGAAAAUAUGGACUGCGGGUACAAAGAAAUUGAAAAAAGUAUCUUGGAUACAAGCACAGAGUAUAAUACUAUCUCAACUAGCAUUGCAGCAGACGGAAGUUUGAAACCUUGCAUAAUUGAAGCUGGAGAAAACGCAUGUCAGAGCUCGCUAAUGUUUUCCAUGUAUACUUAUGCUCAGUACAUCAUUGGAACAUGUCUGUACAAUGUCAAUAACAUACUGUAUCUUCAAGAUCUACAAGAUAUUAAACCAUACGGUAAUGCCAAGGGGUCGUUCUCAUGCAGAAUAUAUGCACAAGCCAUGGCGUGCGUGCAUGGCCUGUUUGCAGCUGAGAAGGAGGUAUGUGACCUUGACCAGUUCCGCACAUACAUCGAUGAUGGAUUACCCGGGCUUAUACAAGUAAUGAUAGAUUAUUCAGGCGUAGACCCACCCCCAAAUGACGUUAGCAUCUAUAAGGGAUGUGCAGAUGAGAUAGAAUUUGAUGACCUGGACUGCAAAGGAGACUCAGUUGUAAUACAUUCUGUGACAGCUGCAUGUGCUGUCCAUGUGAAAAGUGCUGUAACAUUGGAUCAGAAGUGUGGAGCUUUCAGUGCUUGUAUAGAUGGAACUAAGAAAUGGCAUGAAGAAAAUAAUCUGUGUCCUGGAUAUGUAGAUGCACUUGAGAAAGGCAAAAUGAAUUCUGAUUUUGCUUACUACUUCUGGGAAGUUUCAAACCUGAACUGGAUGACCUGUUUUGAAGAAGAAAUUGAAUACAUCUUAGUGCUGUGGUUCCCGAAUGAUGAUUACAGUACAGACUUUUCUGAUGUCAACAGUGAAGCUUCAAAGAUCUAUAUAGAAUCAAAGAGUGAACUGCUGAACUUCCUGCUCAUCGGAAGAAGAUUUUAUGUUGAGGAAAUCUUCACAAACACAAGAGUUAAAAGACAAGCACAAGGCAACACCAGAGGCACUAGAAUAAGAAUUGGUUUUAGUGGACCGAAGGAUUUUGAACAGCAGUAUGAGCAGCAGUUUAGAAGACUUCCAGCAAGUGCCAGAAGAGAUGUUAAGCAUUUAUCAUUCUCCAUCAAUGACGGUUCUCGACUAGGCUACUGCCCUGUACAAGAGGCCUAUAUGAAGAAGGUAUGUGAAGGUUUCAGGGAUCAGUGCUCAAAGGACGAUGACUGUGACGGCGCUGAUGAAAAGUGUUGCUCCGACGGAAGUGCAUCAUUCUGUGUUGACUCUGUUACUGAACCUGCCCAGUACAUGGUUAUGUUCAGAUUGGUGGAUGAAAAGUGGGAUGAUGAUUAUAGUUCUACAGAUAACCCUGAUACGAAGAAUCUUAUGAAUCGAUAUGAAUCAGAGUUUCGUGACAUUUUUUCAGAUGUUGAAAGUUACAGUUCACCUACGUUUAGUAAGCCUAAUGGAGAAGAUGGUGUGGCCUUGAUGUUUACAGUUGAGGCGUUCUCCAAUCCAGCAGAAGUAAUGGACCUUGACCAUAGUGGCAUCACCCUUGAAGAUGUUUUCUUCCAGUCCCAGCCCAUUGACGAGAGAGAUCGGUGCCCAGACAGCCUGCUUUUAAUUGAUCACAUGGUUACAUGUGUAGAGGAGGGAUUAACCGACAAAGGUUUUCCCUAUCAGGACUACCAAGUUUGCAGCGCCAUUUCGCAACUUGUUCGUUGUGCAAGUGAAAAAUGUCGAAAGGAAGGACCCUAUGAUGAUUGUGAGGAUUACUCUAUCCGUGAAAAAUUGAAGAAUGAAAAAUCAGCCAUCCUUGAUAAAAUAAACAUGGACUCAUUUGAGCACAGCACAUGGAGGAUCUCAACGAUGUUGAGAUCCUAUGAUGGAAGCCGAUGCCAAAAUGCAUCAGAUUAUGACAUUGACCCAUGUUACGACAACCGCGUGAUCAAGGAAGCAAUGGGGAAAUGUUCAGACAAAUUAUCAACAGUAGAUGAUAAUAAUCCAUUGGAUGAGCAGUUUUGCAGUAUUUUUACUGAAUUCUCAUCAUGCGUGCUUGUCAAAUUGCGAGAUCAAGGAAGCCGAUGGUGUGAUAUCUCCAGUAUGGAUAUUCUGUUGGACCAUCUAAAAGACCAACCAUACAACUAUGUUAUUUCUCAAAGAGAAUAUCAUGAGCACUGUGACGAUCAUUAUCCAAAAGUAUGCACAUUUAUUGGGCUGCGGACACUAACAUGGGCCGAGUGCAAACUUAGGCCGUACAUCUACGAAGGAUCUUGCAGCAACAUAACUGAGAAGGAAGUUUUAACUAACUUUGUCGCUUGUGCCCGAAUCGAGGCAUUGAAAAGAAAAGAAGAAUGUGAGGUUGAUAAAAUUGUUGAAAUCAUCGGAACUGAUCGAUACAAACUGGGAAUUCUGUUUCAGGAUGAAGAUAUUGAAGACUGUAUCCCAGAGGACACUUUUUAUUCCAUAAAAGCUCAGUUAGCAAGUUCGGCUGAUAUAUGUAGCAGUGAACGGGCUAUUAAUCUGUUCUACGAUGACUGUUUCUCAGAAGAUUGUCUUUUGAAUUUGGAUGCCAUAGCUGAAGACACCACUAGAUGCACGUUGCUGUAUCAACAAGUGGCCUGUGUUCAAAGGAACAUGAAGAAUCAAACAUUUGAAUGCGAGUUUGAACAGUUGAUGAACUCAACUGGCACAAUAUUGGAUGUGUCAUUCCCGCUGUUUCUAACUGAAGAACAGUACAAUCCAUGUAAAGAAAAAAUGUCUGACAGCAGUAUGAAAAAAUGUGGAAUCCCAAUACUGUCUAGAAUGAAUGGCAGCAUGGAAUGUGUGGAACAUCUGUUAAAGAACCUCUCACACUUUGGACAAGAUCAGCAGUGCAAACUGGUAUCUCUAGGAGGUAGCUGUUUGAAUGCAGUAACAACAGAAGUAGAUGCUACUUGUGACACAGACGAGAUUGCUGCAGCUCUAAGGCGUAUCAUUGCAGCAUCCUCUGUUGCCAUGAGACAGCUGGAAUGUGAAUAUGAACCUACCCCAGCCAAGGCAUAUCCCAACUGUGAAGGUAGGUUAUAA
Molecule: messenger RNA, 10905 nt
Organism: Mercenaria mercenaria
Lineage: Eukaryota; Metazoa; Mollusca; Bivalvia; Venerida; Veneridae
Exons: 84
Coding region: 136-10905 (3589 amino acids)
Cellular component (GO): extracellular region
Molecular function (GO): peptidase inhibitor activity
Source: RefSeq, a predicted model, not a curated record